AUGCAGCUGCGCGAUGCCGUCGCACUCUGCCCUCCGGGGGGGGGGGUGGGCAAGGGAGCUGCAGCGACCCCUGCUGGACCUCCCUUCCCCUCCGCUGGCGAGCCGCCUUCGCUUCUGUGCAGUUAUGCGCCGCACGCAGCGCUCGCCGAGAGCUCCGCGUUGGCUCCUUCGAAUCCUGCGAUUCGCGGAGGGGUGUGCAGCCUAGCGGCGCCUCUUCAGGCUACACCCGACGGGCUGCAGCACUUUGGCCCCUUCACGCCGCAGCCGCCAGCAACCCCUCCGAAACAGAGCCUUGCCGUGGGACGGUUGUGCGCUGCUACGCGGGGAGCCUCCCCCGCAGCUGCCUAUCUCGGAGCAUCCAGGGAGCCUUUCCCUUCUGAACAGCCGGAGCUGCACGAGGACGCCUCGUCUCGGAGGGCGUUGGAUAGCGUGGCUUCCGUGCUGGCGGCCCCUUUGCCUGACGUCGCGCUCAAGCCGCGAGCGCUUGCUCUCGCUCCUCCCAACGAGCGCGACUGCAACGCAUCUGCUGCGCUGCAGCAGCCGCGGCUCUGCGGCGAACAACCCCAGCGAGGGCAGCUCCAGCAGCAGCGGCAGGAGCACCACCAUCUGCCGUGGGGAGCCACUGCCUCCCCCCCGGUUCGCUACGAUUCGGAACUGAACAUGUGGGUAGUGGUGGUGCCCCUCAAGGGGUCGCGCCACGUGCUCUUUGCCUCCAAAUUUUGUGUCAGAAAAAGGGGGUUCGCUGAAGCAAGGCGCCUCGCGCUCGCUUCCUACCGGAGGUUUCUGCUGCAACACCAACCCGCUGCAGCUGCCGCCACCGUCACGGGCGCAGCUGCCGGAGACAGAAGCCACGCAGUCGUCAGUCAGCCCUCCAUGUUUUUUUCUAGAGCCAAAGAGGCGUGGUGUACUCAGUGGUACGAGGGGCCAAAGCGCGUCUUCAAAUCCUUUUCUUGCCGCGUCUAUGGAAGACUGGCAGAGCCCUUGUGCCGCUGGUUUCUGGCCGUCGUACGACGCCAUGGGCGGCGGCCUUCUUCCAUGGAAGUCGAGACGCAGUGUGUGCGCUUACGUUCCCUCGCCCUCACGCGGGAGGACGAGGGGAUUGGAGGAGAAGACGACGCUUCGGGAGGGGGUCGUUGCAUGCACAGCGAACGUUCGGACGCCCCUACGGGGGUGCAGCGGCAGGCGGAGCACCAGCGUCCGCGUGCAUUUGCGAGCGGAUGGAGAGACAGCUUCGCAGGCGGACCAAGUGCUGGAUACGCCCUUUGGCAGGCGCCACAGCACGUCGGUUCAUCCACGAGCCUCGCGUUAGGCCCCUCAGAAUCCGUGGGUUCUUCUUUUAUGAGCGCUACCCCGCCGCCGGCUUCUGCAGAAUCCGCUGUGCUGCCCUGCAUCUCUGAAAAGCGCUUGGUGGAGAGGCCGCAAGGCGGGGUCACCGAGCAGCCGGGCGGAGCGGUCGGCUCCCUCGCGGCUUCUCAGGUGUCUGUACACCGUCCUCUCGGAGAUGCGAACGGGCUAGGCUGCUUCGCUGCAUCUGAGGCUUACGCACGAGCAGACUGCAAUGGCGGCCACUCUGCCGCACCCGCAGCUAUCCGUUCCCUGGAACAGAGCGACUGGGCAUUUCGAAUGCACAACCGCAAACGUGUCUCCCCCCAGGCUCCCCAUGGGAUUUGCCAGCCACCAACUGCCUCAGCACACAGCACACCGCGUGCCACCACUGAUUGUGGGAAAGGCUCUGCCAUAAGGAAAGCAACAACCCUGAGGGGCCUAUCUCCUGCCAAACACAGAAUGUUCACCGUCAACGCAGCACAGCGCCUUCCACAGCGGCAGAAAAAGCUUGCGCCCACUCCAGCUACCAACCAGCCGUACUGCGAUUCAUUGAUGAUCACCUUUAAACUCUUCAUGCAUUGGCCGGAAUGCGAGGCCGCACGAACAUGCCAAACUUUUCCCGCCACUUUAUAUUCGAGUGUCGGGUGCAACCCCGGCGCCACGGGGUGGCAUGUUCAUUCGCCAGUAAUGGCAUCACUUACAGUAUUUGAACACACAACAAUGAAAUCCUCUUCGGACACCUUAAUUGAUGCAUGCAGCCACAGAACUCACUUUUCGCAAGGGGUUUAUGUGUUUAUGGCAAGACCUGCCGCAAAGCGAACCGGAUACCGAUUACACGAUCCCGACAAACCCAUGUGCCUGGAAUCAAACGCCCCUCGUUGCUAUUUCUCAGCAGCGAUUGUUCAAAUUGGGUUACCGAUGAAAAAGAGUCAGGCAACACCGAAGUUGAAUGCAGGCCACCGUAAAUCUGCCAGUGUCUUUGCAGCCACUAGCGAAAAAUGGACCCGACAAUACAUUAUGCAUACAUAUAUCAAGCAAAUACAUCAAGGGAGAGAAUAA
This is a messenger RNA of Cyclospora cayetanensis, 2385 nucleotides long. RefSeq lists its product as uncharacterized. NCBI's taxonomy places the organism in Eukaryota, Apicomplexa, Conoidasida, Eucoccidiorida, Eimeriidae. The transcript is spliced from 6 exons. The coding region runs from base 1 to 2385 and encodes 794 amino acids. The record is from RefSeq and is a predicted model, not a curated record.